This is a messenger RNA of Echinostoma caproni, 534 nucleotides long. The record is from the annotation of a GenBank genome assembly. Lineage: Eukaryota; Metazoa; Platyhelminthes; Trematoda; Plagiorchiida; Echinostomatidae.
AUGUUUCAACAAUACCCCGAGGGUAAAGAGAAUAGUGCUAUUGCCGCACCGGAAGAGACGAGCGUGUUUGGUCUACAAGCGCGUAUACCGGAGUUUAUUCCGGACGACCCAGAAUUUUGGAUGGCCCAGGUCGACGCCCAGUUUAAGCUCGCUAGGGUCACCAAUCAAUUAACCAAGUUAACUCAGUUAGUUGGUUACCUCCCUAGAUGUAUGGAGUCAGGGCUACGUGACAUCGUCUGUAACCCACCCCCUAACCGACCCUACGACGCCCUUCGCAAUGGGCUUCUGGGCAGAUUUGGCAUGCCCGUAGAAUGCCGCCUUAAACAACUUCUAGGGGGCCUGCGUCUGGGAGACAAAGGCCUCUACACUCCCACAAAACUUUUAAGUUACAUGCAGGGCCAGGCCGCAAACCUGAACGUCGACGAAAAUAUUCUCCUUUUUUUCCUGGCUACAAGCUCUACCAAAGAGCUUGUCGUCGAUCCUGCAGUAUUUCGGACAACGCUAUACGUUAAUGGAACACGCCGAAAUGGCUGA